Molecule: messenger RNA, 1737 nt
Organism: Ipomoea nil (Japanese morning glory)
Lineage: Eukaryota; Viridiplantae; Streptophyta; Magnoliopsida; Solanales; Convolvulaceae
Product: xaa-Pro dipeptidase
Exons: 16
Coding region: 89-1582 (497 amino acids)
Molecular function (GO): metalloaminopeptidase activity; manganese ion binding
Source: RefSeq, a predicted model, not a curated record
CCUCUUACUUUGGCUGUUUGGCGUGAUCUUUAUCUUUUAACUUAUAACUUAUUCCCAUCGGAGUGUCGGACUAAAACCUCUCUCUCCAAUGGCAUCUUCUCUUUCUCCCCCGGAGGUCCCCAUGGAGCUUCACGCAGUCAACCGUGAGAAGCUCCUCAAUUCUCUACGAGCGCAUCUCUCGUCAUCCUCUCGUCCCUCUCAAGGCUUCGUCCUCCUCGAGGGAGGCAAGGAGCAAACUCGAUACUGCACUGAUCAUGAAGAACUGUUCAGACAGGAGAGCUAUUUUGCCUACCUGUUUGGAGUAAAAGAGCCUGGGUUCUAUGGAGCUAUUGAUGUAGCGAGUGGGGAAUCAGUGCUCUUUGCUCCAAGAUUACCAGCUGCUUAUGCAGUUUGGUUGGGAGAAAUAAAGCCUCUAUCCUACUUCAAGGAAAUAUAUAAGGUUAACAAGGUCUUCUAUACAGACGAGAUUGUAAAUGUUUUGCCGGAUCUCUACAAAGGAAUGGGAAAUCCCUUGUUAUUUCUUCUGCAUGGGCUCAACACUGACAGCAAUAAUUUCUCCAAACCAGCAGAAUUUCAGGGCAUUGAAAACUUUGAGAGAGAUUUAAAUACAUUACAUCCUAUUUUGGCUGAAUGCCGUGUAAUAAAGUCAGAUUUGGAGCUUGCUCUCAUCCAAUUUGCCAAUGAUAUAAGCUCUGAAGCUCAUAUUGAGGUUAUGAGAAAAAUACGAGUGGGUAUGAAAGAGUAUCAGUUAGAGAGCAUGUUUCUUCACCAUACCUAUAUGUUUGGUGGCUGUAGGCAUUGUUCAUACACAUGUAUAUGUGCUACUGGUGAAAAUAGUUCUGUUCUCCAUUAUGGUCAUGCAGCUGCUCCAAAUGACAGGACAUUUCACGAUGGAGAUAUGGCACUGCUUGAUAUGGGAGCUGAGUACCACUUUUAUGCUUCAGAUAUAACUUGUUCCUUUCCUGUGAAUGGGAAAUUUACUUCUGAUCAGUCUCUCAUAUAUAAUGCAGUCCUUGAUGCUCAUGAUGCUGUUAUAUCUACUUUGAAACCUGGAAUUAACUGGGUUGAUAUGCACAAAUUAGCAGAAAAAGUAACAUUAGAGUCAUUGAAGAAAGGAAACCUAAUAAUGGGUGAUGUUGAGAACAUGAUGGCUGAGAGACUGGGUGCUGUUUUUAUGCCUCAUGGUCUGGGGCACUUCCUCGGCAUUGAUACUCAUGAUGUUGGGGGUUACUUGAAGGGAGCAGAGAGACCCAACGAACCAGGGUUGAGCUCUUUGCGUACAAGCAGAGAACUGUUGGAGGGAAUGGUGAUAACGGUGGAGCCUGGAUGUUACUUCAUUGACGCAUUACUAGUUCCCGCAAUGGAAAACACAAAAACAUCUAAAUUCUUCAAUCAUGAGGAGAUCCGCAGAUUCAGAGGUUCUGGCGGUGUCAGAAUUGAGAGUGAUGUGCGGAUCACUUCGGAUGGUUGCAUAAACAUGACUAAAUGCCCUCGAAAGAUUGAAGACAUUGAGGCCGUGAUGGUGGGUGCUCCCUGGACUAUCAAAAAGACCAGUGUUGGCUGUGUAAAUGGAGGGAUUUAACUUUCAGAAUGGGCAUCAAAACAAAUAGAGAAAUGACAAAUUAAAAAGAUAAAUUGCACAUUUUUUUCUCUCUGAAUCCCUUUUUUUUUCUUCUUCUGAUAAUGAUUUGGUCGGGUGAUAUAGUUAAGUAGAAUUUUGUUUUAUCAAUUUUCAUG